AUGGUUGUCGUCGUAGUAGAAAUUCCUAUUGUGGCAUAUGGUAAAUUUGCUGUGAGAAUGAAAUUCAGUUUCAGGAAAGCUGUCAUUAUGGCGAUGAAAGAUUAUACCAUCUGCAGAGGUGUAGACUAUCGGCUGUAUGAGUCGAAACCAUUGAUAUUUUAUGCCAACUGUAUACAGUAUGGGUUAGGUUGUGAUUGGCUUAUCAGGGUUAGCAUGAUUCGCAGAAAGUACUGUUGGGUUAUAAGGUGGUAUAAUAGUAGUCACACUUGUACCAGAGCCACUAUUUCUCAGAAUCAUUCAAAGCUAGAUUCGAACACAAUUGCAGAAGCAAUAAAGCCAUUGGUAGAGACUGACCCCUCUAUAAAGGUGAAAUCAAUUAUUGUGGAAGUGCAGUUGAAGUUCAAUUACACCAUCAGCUAUCACAAAGCAUGGUUGGCUAAGCAAAAAUCAGUAAAAAAAAUAUUCAGAGGUUGGGAAGCAUCAUAUGAAACUUUGCCUAUAUGGUUUAAGGCCAUGUGUCAUAAGGAGCCAUCAGUAGUCAUCCAUUUUGAAACUAUGCCUGCAUAUCAAGGCGAUGACUUGGUAACUGAUAUCCGGAUAUUACAUCGAGUCUUCUGGAGUUAUUACCCUUGCAUUAAAGCAUUCAGACAUUGUAAACCAGUUGUCCAAGUGGAUGGGACUCACUUGUAUGAAAAGUAUAUAGGUUGUUUGGUGGUUGCAGUUUCACAGGAUUGGUAUUCGAGGAUGGUUCGUGAAUACGACAUGCAUUACCAACGUUUACGAGAACGGGGUGAGGCUUACACUAACUAG
Arachis ipaensis is the source of this 810-nucleotide messenger RNA. RefSeq lists its product as uncharacterized. Lineage: Eukaryota; Viridiplantae; Streptophyta; Magnoliopsida; Fabales; Fabaceae. The record is from RefSeq and is a predicted model, not a curated record.